Messenger RNA from Plodia interpunctella (Indianmeal moth), 3236 nucleotides. Its product is annotated as protein NDNF-like. Bases 570 to 2318 code for a protein of 582 amino acids. The transcript is spliced from 13 exons. NCBI's taxonomy places the organism in Eukaryota, Metazoa, Arthropoda, Insecta, Lepidoptera, Pyralidae. The record is from RefSeq and is a predicted model, not a curated record.
AGUUGCCUCGCGGCGCGUGCGACACGAGGAUUGCACCUCUAACCAAAAGCUCGAUUCCUUUUGCGCCACCAAUCGAAGUCAGAAACGAUCCCGCCAGUGUAUUCUCACCCUUACAUUCCAUGCGUUCGAAAUUCAAAGUUUUAUUCAACGUUCCAGUCUUAUCCGAAUAUCGAAUAGUGAAUAAUUUCGAACGGUGUUUUUGAAAAAGGAAGUUAAUGACAUUAGAAUUAAGAUUUAUCUAUCGAUCGGAUCAGAUUUAUCAUCUAUGAACAAAAUAUAAAUCAUUUCCGGUAUUUGGAUUUGUUUGGCGGUUUGAUUAUAAAGGACAUAAUACACGUGUCAACAGUGGGGCCUUUGUGAUCAAUGCAACCUUCCACUUGUCGAAUGGUGCAUAAUUUUGAAAUACAUGUUCUUUAAUUUUGGUUUCAAAUUCGAGACCAUUUUUCACAAUCGCAUUGAAUUUCAAAUAUGUCUUUAUAAAGGUGGAUGUUUUUAUUUGUGUAGACUAUUUUCCUGUGAACGUUUGUUGAGGUGGUUCAGUGUUCGUUCCGAUUUUAAUGUAAAACACAAUGUUACGAAAAAUCAAUGUGUUCGCCGCGAGGUUGGCAGCAUUGGUGGUGCUCCACGCAGCCGGCGCUGGUCUGGCGUCUCCCACUGUCCUGGUCACCCGACCGGUCACCAGGGUGCCGGUGGAAUGGCUGCCCACAGAUAACCAGACAUUAUAUAGGUUGGGCGAAGGUGAGAUAAGAAGUUUGGAGCUGAACAUGACAGCGACGUCUCACACCCCAGUGUUCGUGACAGUGAGCCCGUGUUCCAGGGAUUUCAGGUGGACUGUGUAUCACGGCACUCAUAGUAAAAAUGGUCCCCUGAUGUUACUGAAGGAAUAUAAUGGCGGCACUACGGACACAUUUUCAACCUUCGUCUCACAGCACGACCGUUACAUGAUACAGAUGACCUCUUUAGGAGGCGGGUCAGCUGCUGUGAGCGUGAGGGGCGAGGCGGCCAGGAGUGUGCGCAUGCGACUGAGGGUCCGGUCUCGCCGCAGAUUGACUGCCAACUGGGAGCCCAGCCCUAUCGACCCUCAAGCAACUACAUACUGUGUAGUGGCAUCACACAUCACACAAUACACAUCUCUUUGUGCAGCUCAAUAUGACAUCAAGACAAAUAGAAUAGACAAUAAAUCUAACGGGUUCAACCCAGAGGGACGAUCGAACCUAGAGUUCGACCGGUUGAACCGCGAGGCCUACGGACUGAACUCGCCAAAUGUAAUUAACAGCACAAUGUUUAGUUCUACUGAAGUGGACAAUUCGCUAGAAAUGGACCCAAGUUUUGGAGUUUAUAGUGGCGAAUUGAAAAAUUUUUAUAGAAGAAAAAAGUUUGGAAGAAGCACAAAGGUAACAGAUGGAGACCCAGUCAUAGCUUGCGUGGGAGAGAGAACACAUCACGUUAUCGAAAACUUGGAUCCAAGUACGACCUAUUACGUAAGCGUGUUUGGAGUAGCUCGAGACAGGAGGUUAGGAUCCCUGCUGGCGACAGGCAGCGUUCGACCCAGGACAUCCACGGCGAAGCGGCUGAGGGAAAAUGUGCCCUUUCGAGCUGAUAUCAGGGGGAAAAGUGUCUAUUAUUUUAAGGCCACAGUGUCGUCAGGCGGCGGUCUCUGGUUGACAGUGUCAGCGUGCGGCGGGGCGGUCGACGUCGAGGUGUUAGUGCGGGGAAAGAGGAUACACUUGUCCAAGAAUAUUGAAUCACAUUCAAAAUUCUUCGUCCCCGGACCUAUUCCCACUUCAUCAAUCCAAGAAACAAGCGAGGAGAGUUCCGUUCAGUUCGACUCGAGCUCCGAGGAGGCGCGUAUGCGGUAUGUCAUCAAAGUGGCGCCCAGUCGAUGGGACAGGGACGGCAGUGUUAGUGUUGAGAUAUCAGCUUCCACGUCUAGAUGGGGUAUCAGCACGCCGGAGUUAUUGGAAGAGGGAGCGAUAGUCCGGGAGCUCAGGCCGAAAAGGACGUGCCGAUCUGUCGACGUCGCUUUCUUGCCGGCCACGCACAACGCUACCGACGUCAUUAGAUAUUGCAUCUCCGUUCGUGAAAAUGUGAUUGGAGAAAACUAUUCGUGUUUUCUGGCGAAAAGGUCCAAUGUGAAGAUGACUUGCCUUACCAGAUUACAACGGACACAAGAAAAGGUCAUCGUUCAAAAAGUGAAUGGACUUAAACCUGGCCGAAAAUACGCCAUACAAGUGACCGCCUCAGCCAGAGGCAGUUCUGUGCCAUACAAAGUUUUGUUUGUCGACACAAAUGUGUCAUGCAAAGAUGAAAUGAUAUGAAACUCAAUUCAGUAUUAACUUGUGUUUGUAAAUUGUGAUUUUUUUAAAAUUGUAGGUUUUACUAUGGUUCCAUCUUUUUGUUUAAUCAAUAUAUAUAUAUAUAUAUGUUCGUAACAUGGUUACAUUAUUUUCAAAUGUUUAAUGUCUCAUCCUCGCGUGUCCUCGGGAACAUUCGGUUAAAUUCGGAGCUACAUCUAUAACGCUCUAUUGAAUGCUAAAUAUAUUCUUGCCAGAAUCGAGCCACUUCGAAGGCUUCAUCGGAAGCUGUCAUCAAGUCAGCCCUGGUAUGUGUGUUUGGGCAUUCGGAGCUGUGACGCCCCGAUGUCCGAGGUUUGCGUCAAUUCAUCAAGUCUAUCAUUAAAUUUUGAAGAUUUGGCUAUGGUUUUACAACCGGCUUCUUGCCUGGCGUCUACUGUCCUUUGGGAUGAUAUUUUCGCUUAUCAGCCGCGGCAUAGGUCCCUUAAUCGCUGCGUACGAUAUUCACGGGAAGAUCCUAUUAUAGGGCGGGAACCAUACACCGUAGAACAACAUAGUAUAUGGUUUUUUAUUUGGGUACCUGAUAUUUCAAUGAGAACCCAAUCAAGAACUCAAACGGAUAAUCAUAUUUUUUACCUAAGUGAAUGUAUACGCAUAUUAGUUUUAAAGUCAUUGUGUGGAUAAAUAUUAUUUUCUAGUUAGUUAUAAAUAAGUACUUAUUUAUUAAAUUUUGUGGCAUUUAUGUGUACCUAGCAAUAAAGUAAGUUUAUGUACUUAAAGCAUAAUCGGACUAUUAAUAAGUUCCUAUUUUUGUAAAUACCUACUUAUCUACUAUCCUAUAUAUUUAAUUCGAACAAGUACCUAAGUAUAUUAUUUGUAAGUUGGAUAACAAAGUAGUGCCUGUAUUGCCUAUAAUUAUACUGUUUUAAAAUAAAACAUUAA